CUAGAAGCUGGAUCCACGCAGUAGAAAGGCUUAGGACGAUAAACCAUGUGUGGAAUAAUUGGACCAAUCAUAUACAGAGGCAUUCAUUAGCUUAAUGGUAAGAGGAAGCGUUUCGGUUGGGUUCAGCACAUCAUCGCCUGCAGGGAAUGUGUUAACGAGAGUGUAUAAAGGCAUCGGCCCGCUUCUGAACAGCGGCAGUCAUGAGAGUAACGGUGGUGUGUCUGCUGUUAGUAGCUGCAGGAGUGGAGUCGAGGGACGUCGGGAGGACUUCCCUGCAGGAGUCGAGGCUGGAAGGAGUGAAGAAGCAGGAAGCAGAACACUUGGGAGGUGCUAUCAAGAGAGAAUAUCAUGAUGUUACGGAAGAUCAUCAUGGAUUCGGUCUGAAGAUACAGCAAGAUCAGAGUGUGACACAGAAUCAUCAUGAACUUGGAGAAGGAAAAGGUGAACAUGGAUAUCACAUUGUGGGACAGGUUAGUGGAGGUCACGAUUUUGAGCCUAGUCAGAAGGAUUAUAGUGGAGACUCCGGAGAAUGGAAAGGAAUCCCGAGCUCAGAUCCGGUACAUCAUAAUAUCCACCAGGAACAGCCUGCUGUGAUACACAAUGUUGAACUUGAACAAAAAGAUCAUCAACACUUUGGAGGCGAAGUUCAUCAAGAUAUAAAACAACACUCCGAAUACCCUGUUGAAGUUCACCAUAGCUUUGAAGACGUCAAGCAUCACGAUUUUGGAAGUGAGCACAAGUUCGAAGAUCAUCGCCAAUUCGAAAAUUUCAAGUCCGGAAAGCACCACGAGUUUGAAAACCUACAACACCCUAAGAUUGAAGAGCACAAGCACGAGUUCGAUGAAGAACACCAUCACGAAGUGAAGACGAUAACAGUCACGAAGAAAGUGCCAGUUCCAUACACAGUAGAAGUUGAGAAGAAGGUCCCUAUCAAGAUAGAAGUUCCUGUGGACAAACCUUACCCAGUUGAGGUACCGAAACCUUAUCCAGUCUAUAUCGAGAAGAAAGUUCCGUACACAGUGAGGGAAUAUGUUCCUCAGCCUUUCACCGUGUAUAAGAAGGUUCCUUAUACGGUCAAAGUACACGUAGAUAAGCCGUAUGCAGUCCAUGUUCCCAAGCCGUAUCACGUGUUCGUGGAGAAGAAAGUGCCUUACCACGUGGAGAAGCACGUUCCGUACCCAGUCAGAGUAUACGUAGACAAACCGUACCCUGUGCAUGUACCAUUCUACAAACACGUCCCUUACACUGUGGAGAAGAAGGUGCCAUACCCUGUGAGAGUGCCCGUGGAGAAACCGUACCCGGUGUCAGUUCCAAAACCAUACAAGGUGUACGUCGAGAAAAAGGUGCCUUACACAGUAGAGAAGCCAGUACCUUACCCAGUGAAAGUCCCUAUAUAUCAUUUGGAAGAAAACAAGGAACACGAAUCACCAAUCGGGCAUGAUCAGCAGUCUCAACUCCAUGGUCAGUUUCACGGCAGUGUGGAUUUGAAGCAUGAAGUCAGUCCUCAUCACAACCAAGAGAUUGGAGACUUGAAGCCAGAACUUCCAGUGACACACCAUAUUCAAGCCCAUCACAACCAAGAGAAUACGGACAUUAAACAUGAACCACAAAUUCCAAUUCACCAUGGCCACGGAAACUUAAAACAAGAGACGUCUGAAGUUCAAGGCGAAGCACACAGUUUCCAGUUACACUGGAGAGGCCAGCACGGCCACGGGGAAUUAGAUCUCAGCCAUCAAGCGUCUUCUCCAGUGGAGUUGAAAAAGAAACAGGAGUAGACAGAAAAGGGCCGCAUGUAUAUUCGAAGGGCCUUCCAGAACUGUCAUGUGGUUCUGAAACACUUGUAAAUAAUCUGUUAGCUGUUUUACAUAUUAAAA
Molecule: messenger RNA, 1874 nt
Organism: Homalodisca vitripennis (glassy-winged sharpshooter)
Lineage: Eukaryota; Metazoa; Arthropoda; Insecta; Hemiptera; Cicadellidae
Product: titin-like
Exons: 2
Coding region: 201-1775 (524 amino acids)
Source: RefSeq, a predicted model, not a curated record